AUGAUGAUGAUGAUGAUGUGUAUUGAAGCUGUGGCAACGUGGUAUUCAGAAGGCGUAGGAGCUGGAAUAGAAAGACUGAAGCAAGAGAUAUCUUUACCAAGAGUCGCUGAUGCCUUGAAGAUCAGUCUAAGAACGGUUUCAAGCAUUAAAAUGUCUAAAGAUCGAAAUGAGCUACCCUCAACACCGGGAAAGAACAGACCUCGAAAAAAAUGUAAAACUCAAGACUUGAAUGAAGGUUUGAAGAUGGAGGUUCGCAAUAUUCUGUAUGACUUGUAUGCACAAAAGAAACAAGUUACAAUUAAUAAACUAAACGAGGAGUUGCGUCGCAGAGAAAUUGUUGACAUAAGUUAUGGAAGUCUUCGAACACUCCUUUUUAGUUUGGGAUUUAAAUACAAAAAGGAUGAUAACAGACGAGCAUUAAUGGAGACAUCCAAUAUAGCUUCUAUGAGAGCAGCCUUUUUCAGAAAAUACAUGGGAAAACAAAAUUCUGCAAUUUCCUCGUCAACUCGUAUUUUUAGAUGA
Sitophilus oryzae (rice weevil) is the source of this 522-nucleotide messenger RNA. RefSeq lists its product as uncharacterized. The transcript is spliced from 3 exons. The record is from RefSeq and is a predicted model, not a curated record. The coding region runs from base 1 to 522 and encodes 173 amino acids. NCBI's taxonomy places the organism in Eukaryota, Metazoa, Arthropoda, Insecta, Coleoptera, Curculionidae.